Molecule: messenger RNA, 1249 nt
Organism: Solanum verrucosum
Lineage: Eukaryota; Viridiplantae; Streptophyta; Magnoliopsida; Solanales; Solanaceae
Product: protein BOBBER 1
Exons: 6
Coding region: 102-1031 (309 amino acids)
Biological process (GO): protein folding
Cellular component (GO): cytoplasm
Source: RefSeq, a predicted model, not a curated record
UUACAUUUGAACACAAGAAGUCUCUGCACUUGGUUUCAUUUUGCACUCUUCUUAUACUUCAAUCCAUCAAAACCCUAAUCCCCAUUUUCUCGAUCAAUCCAAUGGCGAUAAUUUCUGAUUUCGAGGAGCAAGAUAGCAAACCACCAUCAUCAUCGGCGGCGGCGGCGGCGUCAAAGCCCUUUAAGGCCGUGCUUGAUCCUGCUAAUCCUCUAGGGUUUCUUCAAGCCGUGUUCGAGUUCGUCGGCCGGGAAUCUGAUCUCUUCAAGAGUGAUUCAUUGAUUAAUGAUGUCAAUGCUGUUGUUCGUAUGGUGAAAGACAAGCUGCUGACCGAGGAGCGCAAGAGGAAAGUGGAAGCAGAAGCAUCAAACUCAAAGGCGGCGGGAAAGAAGGUCAAGGAGGAUGUUCCAGUUGUUGCUGCAACUGCUGCUGCAAAGAAGGAAGAGGUUAAAGAGGCAAAAGGGAAAGAAGUUAUGAAGGAGGCUAAGGAGGAGGACAAGAAUGGUUCUCAAGGUCCUGCAGCUCCUAACAACAACAAUGGCCUUGACCUUGAGAACUACUCAUGGGGUCAAUCACUACAGGAAGUAAAUGUUAAUAUUCCCGUACCUGCUGGAACAAAAUCAAGGUUCAUUGUUUGUGAUAUAUCAAGGAACCGUCUUAAAGUUGGACUAAAGGGCCAGCCUCCCAUAAUUGAUGGAGAACUAUAUCGACCUGUGAAAGUUGAUGAUUGUUUCUGGAGUUUAGAGGACCAAAAAUCCAUCUCUGUUCUCCUAACCAAGAAGGACCAAAUGGAAUGGUGGAAAUGCUGUGUGAAAGGUGAACCUGAAAUUGAUACGCAGAAAGCAGAACCUGAAAGCAGCAAGCUGUCAGAUUUGGACCCCGAGACGCGAUCAACUGUGGAGAAGAUGAUGUUUGAUCAGCGACAGAAAUCCAUGGGUCUUCCAACAAGUGAUGAGACGCAGAAACAAGAAAUUCUCAAGAAAUUUAUGGCAGAGCAUCCUGAAAUGGACUUCUCAAAGGCGAAGAUAUCCUGAUACGCUGGUAAUUUGCUUGGCAGUGUUGCUUAUUGGAACAUGUUUCUUAGCAGGAAGAAGCUAAAUCAUCUUUUUGGCUAGACUCUUUACUUUGCUAUUUUGUUGGGAUAGUUUGGAGAAACUCAGGGAAUUAUCUAUACAUACUUGGUUGUAACAGAUUACUAGAACUUUGGGUUCUGGAUUCUACCAUAUUCAAUCAAACAGCAGUUCAUGUAUUG